Fusarium keratoplasticum is the source of this 906-nucleotide messenger RNA. RefSeq lists its product as uncharacterized. Gene Ontology annotation, biological process: nitrite transport; transmembrane transport. The transcript has 4 exons. Lineage: Eukaryota; Fungi; Ascomycota; Sordariomycetes; Hypocreales; Nectriaceae. Gene Ontology annotation, molecular function: high-affinity secondary active nitrite transmembrane transporter activity. The record is from RefSeq and is a predicted model, not a curated record. Gene Ontology annotation, cellular component: membrane. The coding region runs from base 1 to 906 and encodes 301 amino acids.
AUGGCCAACUCUACUGUCGACGUCCCCAACUUCGCGGCGUACACGCCUGCCGAAACGGCAGAGCUUAUCUGCCGCGCUGGUGUCAAGAAGGGAAACACACGACCCGAUAAGGUGUUUCUCUCUGCGAUAUUCGGUGGUUGCAUUCUGAGCUUUGGUUGCGCUGUCUCAUUGACUGCCGUGACGGCACCAUGGUACCAAGAGAAUGCCCCUGGUCUGGUGAAGCUCGCUGGCGCCAUUGUGUUCCCAAUUGGCCUAGUGACAAUCUUCCUGACGGGAGCUGAGCUAUUCACUUCGACGAAUAUGUUUACUAUGGUGGCGGUUCUCAAUAGGAGAUUGUCCGUCUGGAAGAUGCUACUACACUGGUUCCUAUGUUUCUUUGGAAACCUGCUGGGAUCCCUCUUUGUUAUGGCCCUGAUUGUUGGCUACGGAGGCAUCUUCGACGCUGAUCCCUAUAAGAAAGAGAUCCAGAUAUAUACUACCAAAAAGCAGCUCGCCCCUGCCGCGUACCAGAUCUUCAUUCGUGGUAUUGGAUGCAACUGGCUUGUUUGCAUUGCAUGCUUCUUUGGCACACAAGCCAAGAGCCUUGGCUCCAAGGUAAUUGGCAUGUGGCCACCAAUUUUCGCCUUUGUUGCCCUUGGCUUCGAUCACGUUAUCGCCAACAUGUUUAUCAUCCCUAUGGGCAUUUGGCUCGGUACGCCUGACUUGACGGUCGGGCUCUACAUCUGGAAGGGGAUGAUUCCAGCCCUCUUCGGUAACAUUCUCGGCGGCAGCCUUUGUUGCGGUGUGUACUUUUGGUGGAUCUUCUUGGCCUCGGAGGGUCCUGUGGAUAAUGACGGAUCUGGAGUGGGUGUUUUGGAUGGCCGAGGGAAAGCGACUGCUUCGGAUGAGGAGAGCAGGAUAGAAUAG